Molecule: messenger RNA, 1155 nt
Organism: Caenorhabditis bovis
Lineage: Eukaryota; Metazoa; Nematoda; Chromadorea; Rhabditida; Rhabditidae
Source: the annotation of a GenBank genome assembly
AUGUCGCUUCUCAUCGCAAUUUUGCUGGUUUUGAGCGGAGCUCGAGCAGCCGACGGCUCGAGCUCACUGCUGUUCGCCCAGGUGCUGUUUCGGCAUGGCGCACGUGCACCAUCGGCCGCCUUCACCAACGCCACCUAUGCGCAACACUUCCCGCGCGGUCUCGGCGAGUUGACCGAUAGAGGCUUCGAGAAUUCGCAUCGAUUGGGUCGAUUGUUGGCGAAACGCUACGUUUCAACGGGAUUUCUCGACGCGAAAAUGGUCUCGAAGCAGAUGUACUGGCGAUCGGUGAAUUUGGCGCGAUGUUUGAGCAGCGCCGCCACCGUCGGCGCCGCCAUGUUUCGAGAUUACGGUCGCCAUUUACACGUGCCGGUCAACACCCAAGAGACCGGCGAGCAUUUGUUGAACUACGAUUUUUCGCGAUGCCACCGCGAGGUCGAAAUCAUUCGCGAACAAUGUCCGCAUUAUGGGACGCCCGACGAUUUCGACAGCUGGCCCCACUAUGAGGAAUUCGUCUAUAACUGCUUGAAUAUUAGCAGUCCGUUGCUCAAGAACCGCAAUUUUCGGCAAAUCGAAGCGCAUUUGAACGAGUACAAAAAUGGUUUGAAGCUGCCCGACGAGUGGGCCGACAAUGUCGACGAGCUCAUCGAUAUUCAUACAGCGGUAACCCAUUGGAUCACCGGAACCGGCCGCUAUCACGAUCCUCGAAAAAUGCGCAUCAAAUUCGGCAACAUGAUGAACACGCUCAUCGAGAAUAUGGAGAAGGCGUGGAAAAGCCACGCGGAGAAACGGGCGUUCCGCAAAUUCAACGCCUACUCGACGCAAGACUGGAUGCUUCUUGGCAUUCUCGACUCAUUCGGCGUUCUCGACGAGACGCUCGGAAUGCGACGCACGCCCGAUUACAAUUCGAUGAUCAUUCUCGAGUUGUGGGACGACGGCGUCGUGCGGAUGCUCUACAAACGCGACGAGCGCGACGAGACGCUCAUCGACGUGUCGCGGCGAAUACGCGAGUGCGGCGGCGACGUGUGCCGAAUCGAGAGGCUGUCGGAAUGCUGCCGAUUGUAUCGCGAGCGAACGCCCGGCGCCUCGUGUGUGCCGCUUCGCCCGCGCGAUUUCCUCAACGCCAACAGGCGACGACGAUUCGUGGGUCCCGAAUAA